AUGGAUUCGGAUAACCGGGUUAUUCUAAACGUCGGUGGAAUUCGACAUGAAACUUACAAGGCGACUUUAAAGAAAAUCCCGGCAACUCGUUUAUCUAAAUUAACUGAAGCGGUGGCCAAUUACGAUCCAAUACUGAAUGAAUAUUUCUUCGAUCGGCAUCCGGGUGUGUUCGGACAGAUUUUAAAUUACUAUCGUACCGGAAAAUUGCAUUACCCCACAGACGUCUGUGGUCCUUUGUUUGAAGAGGAACUGGAAUUUUGGGGGUUGGACGCAAAUCAGGUUGAACCAUGUUGCUGGAUGACUUACACUUCCCAUCGUGAAACACAGGAGACUCUGCAGAUUCUAAAUGAUCUGGAUCUUGAUACGGAACGCAAAACUGAAGAAGAGUUGUAUAUUAAAUUUGGUUUUGAGGACGCUUAUCAAGCUGGGUCGCUUACUUCCUGGCAACGGUACAAGCCCAAAAUAUGGAUGUUGUUCGACGAGUCAUAUUCUUCAGCGGGAGCAAAGGUAUGGUGCGCGCUUUACUGCUUUUCUCAUGUACUAUAA
Messenger RNA from Dicrocoelium dendriticum, 546 nucleotides. Lineage: Eukaryota; Metazoa; Platyhelminthes; Trematoda; Plagiorchiida; Dicrocoeliidae. The record is from the annotation of a GenBank genome assembly.